AAGGCGAGAAUUGCAAUCGGCGCGUUUCCAUUGAAGGUUAUCCGAGUUGCUCAGCUCUCUGACAAUCAGUACGUUAGCAGCCGUGAUAGCCGUUGGUCAGUCGGUUGGUUGGUUGUUUGUUCGGUCAAUCAGUCAGUCAGUCAUUCGUUAUGCCUGUCGUUGCGUAAACACAUAGCUCGCGCGCCGUGUACACUACAUCUACACUCGUGCGUGCACACAAAACACACGCCCGUCGCCGAAAAACGAGCGAGCCUUUCGGGGUUCCGCUCGACGUCUCUCGUCGCGCGCGAGUGCCGUCCGUCGGGGUAUGUCGUCGCCGGGGGCCGUGCAAAGCGGUAAAAUGUUGCUGUUGGCCGAUCGAGAUCAUCCGCUGACAAAUAGGUGAAGAUGGAAGAUGACGCUGACCUCAGGGAACAGUUGUUUCACAAUACCGUGCGCGAGAACAUUAUAUUCCUGCUGCUUUUCUUGUUGCUGUACAUCUCAAGUUAUGCGCUGAUUGCGCGCUUCAGACGCCGGGAUCGCGAAGAUUACCUGUCGGUGGACGAAGAUGAGGCCACCGUGUACAGGAUCAGCCUCUGGCUGUGUACGGUUGCCCUCGCAGUUUCCAUUGGCGCGACCCUUCUACUUCCGGUGUCUAUCGCUAGCAAUGAGGUUCUCAUUCUCUAUCCGAAGAGCUACUACGUCAAGUGGCUCAAUAGUUCCCUCAUCCAAGGUCUGUGGAAUCACGUGUUCCUGUUCUCGAAUCUGUCACUUUUCGUGUUUCUGCCUUUCGCCUAUCUCUUCACGGAGUCGGAAGGUUUCGAAGGCCAUAAAAAAGGCGUGAUGGCGAGGGUAUACGAGACGGUGACAGUUCUCUGUCUCUUGGGUGCUCUCGUUCUGGGAAUGACCUACGUCCUGUCGGCCCUGUUGGAUUAUCAAAACUCAAGUUUACACACGUUGCUCAAUUUAUGGAGUUACUAUUUACCUUUCUUGUACUCCUGCGUUUCAUUUGUCGGCGUAGUGAUGUUAUUGGUAUGUACUCCAGUGGGAUUCGUACAACUGUUUGACGUAGUGGGGUCGUUUCUCGUUAAACCCCAGUUUCUGAAAAACCUAGAUGAUGAGUUCUUCGCGUAUAGAUUAGAAGAGGACUGUAUUCGCAGAAGGUUGCAGCAUGUGAAAAUCACAGGAAAGUCGUACGUAUCGCCGGCGCCAAUGUCACCGGCAUCGAGUUGCAGUUGGUCGAUACAAGAGGAGGACGAGUCGCUAUUGUGCAUUAAUCCGGGUCUGCUCUGUCUAAGGAACGGUGCUCUGCAGAAAGGCCUUUUUCAACGAUUAGAGGAUGUUAAGAACCGGCGACAAUUAUUAGAUCAGCAGCGAAGAACCUGGUGGGUUCGGCGUACAUUACUUUACCCAGUAGCAAUGUUGACAUUGCUAUUUCUAUCUACCGCCACGGCCCUAUUAGCGGUGCAAAACACCAUAGAGUUGCUGAUAGGCAUUAAGGCGCUGCCGUUGAGCACGAGGCAAUUUACGCUCGGCAUCAGCUCCCUGUCCAAGCUUGGACCCGUCGGUGCGGCUAUCGAAGUAGCAGUGAUCCUUUACUUGGCCGUAACCAGCGCGAUCGGCCUGUAUUCCUUACCAGGCGUGAAAAAUGUUCAACCAAGGUUUCGCUCCACGCCGCUCACCCAUAUCAUCGCGAACUGCGCCCUUUUACUUGUGCUCAGUUCGGCGUUACCGCUUUUAUCGCGAAUACUAGGAUUGACAAAUUUCGAUCUGUUGGGUGAUUUCGGACGCAUCGAGUGGCUUGGUAACUUUAAACUUGUGCUCUUUUACAAUUUAAUCUUCGCAACAGCGGCGAUAGGCUGUCUGGCCACUAAGUUCACAGCGACCGUACGCAAAGAAAUCUGCGCCCGUUUAAGAAGCAGUCUGCUCGGCAUCUUCAAAACUACCAGCAUCGCCACCGAAGCGAAGAAAUAUUCACCGUCAUCAGGGAUAUUGUCUACAAAGGAAGAUUAGACUGAUUCGUUAUAUUAUUAUAUAAUUAAUAUAAACAAAGAGAGAGAAAAGAGACGCCGGGACCUUGCGAAAGUUUGCUUGGUUUUUACGUUCUUGCAUGCCGUAGAAUUACAGAAAAUUCUCGAGCUUCUCGAAAACGCGAGGAAUUUAUGUAGGAAUAAUUUCAGUUCUCGAGUUUAAAAAUCUUUGCGUCAAUCCGUCAAUACUCUUGAACUCUUAAAUUCCUGAAUCGUUAAAUUCUUAUGUGUUCGUGCUCGAGAUGCUAUUCUCGCGUUUUCGAAAUUCUGAAACUGUGUGGCUUUUAAUUUUUUAAGAAUUUUUGAAUCUAAAUAUAUGACAAUAUAUUUAAAUAUAUAAUGGCGCUUUGCAUCGUGUCUGAGAAAUUGGCUUCUCCAAGAAACUGAAUAGAUUUUGUGAAGUUUCUCCACAUUAGCAAAUCACCGGCGAAUUAUUCGUUAGUGACUCUUAAAUGUAAUUUGGAGCGUCCUUUUCUUACACCUAGACACUCUUUUAUUCUUUUAUAUUUGGUGUAUUUUUACUCACACCAUCAAAUAUUGUUGCACUGAAGAGCCGACGAAACUUUCGUGAGAGCCUAAAAGUUAUCGCUUCGACCCGAGUAAGCGAAUGCUAGUGAUUAUUUGUAAUUAAAAUGCGUGAGGCCAGUCAAAGAUGUAGCUCAGUAAAGACAACGAGGCGAUCACAUAAUGCGUAGCGCUAAAAAAAUAUUUAUUUAUUACAUUUAAUACUAUUUUUAAGAAUAUAUUUAUGUCCGGAUUCAAAAUGAGGAUCCAGCAUAUCGAACGAAUGUAUAUGUAUUUGUGUUUCAAGCGAAUUAACGGAUGUGAGGAGGAUUGUAAGGAGGAUGCGAUUAACAUUUAGCUUAUGUAGAGUGUUUGGCAAAAAUCCUCCGUGGAAAGAAAUCUUCGAUGAAUGUUUAUUUGCCUUUAAAUACCCCCAUUUUACAAUCUCCAGUCGUCGUACAUUAGAAAAAAAUACAAUUUCAACUUAUGUAAUAAGUUUUAAUGAUUGUUUGAAGUAAAAAAACCUAAGAAAUAUUAUUAGCUAGAUUGAAACAUAAAAGCGUAUGGAAUUGUUUAAUGACGUCUCACGCAAAAUAUGAAAUGUUCUUAGACUGAAUGAAUUGCAAUAAAUUGAGAUUUUAGGAGAAUUAUACUAUAAAUAUACUCUGUAUAAAGUGUGUACACAUCAUACAACAAAUUGCACUAUUAAGAUAUUUGCGAUGGAAUGAAGUAAACUGUUUUAUAUAAACAGAGAGAUAGAAAUUAUGAAAUUUCAAAAAUAUCUUUUUUAAAAAAAUCGCCUUGAAGCCUUUGAAUGAUGUCAUAGACAACAGUUUUUUCAUUUUACAAUAUUCCAUAAAUAUAAAGACUCAGUUUAUUUAUUACAUUAGACGAAAAUUUUCUAUCAAAACAUUAAGACAGUCUAUGCUUUAUGUAUCUCUAAAUCUGUCAUUUUUACAGAUAUCUAUCAUAGACAUUUUUUAAUCAUAAGCGGCUUUGUCAUGCCGUUAUAAUUUAUCCUCUCUCGUUUUAAUUUAUCCGUUUUAAUUAUAUAAUAACAUGCGAAGAAAAUAACGAAAUAUCCUUAGUCUUUUAUAUUUACACUUUCAAAACUGUACAAAGUGAAAUUAAAUAGACAUAUAAUUCAUAAA
Molecule: messenger RNA, 3664 nt
Organism: Pogonomyrmex barbatus (red harvester ant)
Lineage: Eukaryota; Metazoa; Arthropoda; Insecta; Hymenoptera; Formicidae
Gene: lili
Product: LMBR1-like protein lilipod
Biological process (GO): signal transduction
Cellular component (GO): plasma membrane
Molecular function (GO): transmembrane signaling receptor activity
Source: RefSeq, a predicted model, not a curated record